GACGUGGGCCAUCUUGUCCUGGGUGAAGCCCUAUGUUAGGUAUGUUCUUCACACAUCUCUAGUCCUCCAAAAAACCUCUGAGGGAGGUCCUGACAUCCCCAUUUUACAAAUAGACUGAAGCUAGGAGAGAGGAAGUGAUUGCCCACGGUCACACGGGACAGACAGCAGAGCCUGGGAUUCAAAAUCAGUUCCACGGGGCCUGAGAAGCCCCUUGCCACCUCUGCUCUCCCUGACAGUAGGACUGUAGACCCUGGGAGCCAGACUGGAAGACAGCCCGGGAAAGGGGAGCAGCAAAGACGAUACAGGGUGGUUGUGGACAGUUGCUGGGUCGCCUGGGCACACGGUUCCAGGAGCCUCCCCAGGCAGUUGCCCCUGUGCCCAGGGCUCUCUGAGCUGCAGCAGGACUGGCUAGACCAGAGGUGGGGCCAGGGCCACCAAGCCCUUUGCCCCAGGGCCACCAGCCCUUUGCCCCAGGACCAGAGGGAGGGCAGGAAGACAAGCAGGAGGAGGGGUCUCAGCUGACUGGCACCUUCUCCCCACCCCCAAUCUCCGUCCUGCUCCAGGUGACCUUUUCCCCAGAUCCCAGGGUCCAGGCACACCCCGCUGGGAGGCGUAGAGAACAGAGACAGCUGGGAUUGGCCUGAGCCAGCGGGGGCGUGUCCCAGGCUCCUCCGGCCCCAGUAGCUGAGCGCAGCAGGUGGACUCCCGAGAUAGACCAGGGUCCACCGGCCUACCCGACUGGGACCUCUGCCCUCCAGACAUGGCCCCAGACCCCCUUGAUCCCCAGCCCUGUGGCCGUGCAGGGGUGCAGACAGCCUAAGCGCCACCACCCCGGGGCCUGUGCCCAUGUCUCUGACCCGGGCACUGCCGGCCUCAGGAACAGAGGCCAUGGAGACGGUCGCCCCAGCUGUGGAUCUGGUGCUGGGCGCCUCGGCCUGUUGCCUGGCCUGCAUCUUCACCAACCCCCUAGAGGUGGUGAAGACGAGGCUGCAGCUGCAGGGGGAGCUGCAGGCCCGCGGUACCUACCGACGGCCCUACAGGGGCUUUGUGGCCUCGAUAGCAGCCGUGGUCCGUGCAGACGGGCUGUGUGGCCUGCAGAAGGGGCUGGCCGCCGGCCUCCUUUACCAGGGCCUCAUGAAUGGCGUCCGCUUCUACUGCUACAGCCUGGCGGGCCAGGCUGGCCUCACCCAGCUGCCUGGUGGCACCCUGGUUGCGGGCGCUGUGGCCGGGGCACUGGGAGCCUUCGUGGGGAGUCCUGCUUACUUGGUCAAAACACAGCUGCAGGCCCAGACAGUGGCCGCGAUGGCCGUGGGGCACCAGCACCACCACCAGAGUGUUCUGGGCGCCUUGGAGACCAUCUGGCGGCAGCAGGGCCUCAUGGGGCUAUGGCGGGGCGUGGGUGGGGCCGUGCCCAGAGUCAUGGUCGGCUCAGCUGCGCAGCUGGCCACCUUUGCCUCUGCCAAGGCCUGGGUGCAGGAGCGACAGUGGCUCCCGGAAGACAGCUGGCUGGUCGCCUUAGCUGGAGGCAUGAUCAGCAGUGUGGCCGUGGCUGCAGUCAUGACCCCCUUCGACGUGGUCAGCACGCGGCUCUACAAUCAGCCGGUGGACGGAACUGGCAGAGGCCUGCUGUAUGGUGGCCUUGCUGACUGCCUGGUGAAGAUCUGGCGGCAGGAGGGCCCCCUGGCACUCUACAAGGGGCUGGGCCCGGCCUACCUGCGCCUGGGCCCCCACACCAUCCUCAGCAUGCUCUUCUGGGAUGAGCUCCGGAAACUGGCCUCGCGGAGCCAGCACCAGGGUGCCUAGGUGGCAUCCCUCAGCCCUGUAUCCUGACGCAGCCCGGGACCUGGCAGGAAGCAACUGCCUGCUCCGGCGGCGAAUGGCCGUCUCAGAGCAGGCCACAGGCCCAGAACCUGCCACACGUCCAAGGAGAGUGUGGACAGCUCUGGUCAACCCAGACACAUGGCCCACUCAGGGCCCCGGCCUCUGCUCUGGAUCACCAGCCACUCUGUUCCCCCCGCAAGUUCUCUUCCCUCUCUGCCUGGGUUACCUCAUCCCAGAGCCUAACCCGCGAUUAUAAUAACCGCUCCGGGGGCAUGACGGUCACCACGCGCUGGGUCACUCACGUGCAUCAGCCUGCUGAGUCCACGGACAGGACGACACAGGGAAAUCCUCUCUUACCAAGAGGAAGCCCAGGCUCAGCCAGGCGACGCGCUUUGACCAAAGCUGUACAGCUCUGAGGGGUGGAACCGGGACUGGAACUUAGCUCCACCCAGCGCAGACUGGUGCCCCUGCCGAGAGCCAGGACCACGGGGGCUGGAGGGCCCCUGAGUGUCUCUGCACACAGGCCCCAGGACGCACCGGCAGGCCAACCUGUCACAUCAGUGAGCUCAGGCUGCCGGAAGAAGCACCCAGACCAGAGGUUCAAGCAACAGAGGCUGGAAGUCCAAGCUCAAGGUGUCAGUGCGGUCGGUUUCUCCGAGGCCUCUCUCCUUGGCAGCCCUGGGUCGUCACACGGUCUUCCUUCUGUGUCUGUGUUCGAAUCUCUUCCAGGGACACUAGUCAUGUUGGAUUAGCGCCCACCCUAAUGUCCUCGUUUUAACUUGAUUACCUCUUUAGAGACCUUGCCUCCAAGUAUGGUCACAGGCUGGGGGUUAGAGCUUCAGUAUAUGAAUGUGGGGGACGGGGAGACAUAAUUCGGCCCACGACAUCACUGAGAGCUUUUCCUGAGGGCCUCCUAGAUGCCCGGCACUGUGGGCAUUUGCAAAAAUCCUCAUGACAAUUCUGAAAGGGAGCUCUUGCGAUGCCCAUUCUUCAGAUAAGGAGGCUGAGGCCCACUUGCUUAAGGUGAGUCGCAGAGCCAGGUGUCCUCACCCCAGGCCCUUUGCCAAAGCUGCAGCCACACUUCCCCCAGUGAGUGUGUUCCUAAGGCCCACACUGACCUUUGUGCUUCACAGACGGACACCGAGUCCCUGGAAGGGACAGGACUGGCCCAGGUCAAGCAGUCUGAACCCUGCCACACACCACGUCCGCUGUUCCACGGGUCCCCCUAGCACACACUCCAAACCAAUAAAGUUUUCUAUUUUUGUUUACUUCAA
Molecule: messenger RNA, 3095 nt
Organism: Ailuropoda melanoleuca (giant panda)
Lineage: Eukaryota; Metazoa; Chordata; Mammalia; Carnivora; Ursidae
Gene: SLC25A34
Product: solute carrier family 25 member 34
Exons: 5
Coding region: 847-1803 (318 amino acids)
Source: RefSeq, a predicted model, not a curated record